UUCAACAGACAUACGAUUGAAACCCAAAUCCGCAACCGAUCGCGCUGCAUUUUUCUCGCCUUUUCUAUUUCUUUAUUCUUCCCAUUUUCGUCUCCUCCAAUUCUUAAACAAGAAAAAAAAUGUCGAAACUAAACUCACUGGGCAACUCGUUCGUGACUCAGAACCAAUUCAUGGACUCACUCACAGCACACAUCUCGCUCUACCAUUCCAACUCGCUCCCCGUAAUUCAAAAUCAAAAUCAAAACCCAAGGUCUUCAAUUCUCAAAUGGUUCUCAUCUCUCACAAUUCAUCAACGCCAAGCUCAUCUCACAGCCGUCGAUUUUAAAUUCGUACAGAUCCUCAUUCAAAUGCUAGCCAAGCUCCGUUCACAAGGUCACUGCCGUUUCAUUAUUCUCCCCGACCUUCCCUCAGGUGACGACCUUCUCCCCGGCCUCUGUUAUAAAAAGUCACGUGGCCUCUUAUCUCGAGCUGCCGAGUCAAACGAGUCAGAACGGCUGAUUUUUGAGUCGACUCGGCUUUUCGGUUCAAGAGAAGGUGAGAAAACAAACGAAUGUUGUUCCUCAUCGGUUAAGAGUUUGGAUACGUUGACUGUAAGCGAGGACCUGGUUGGUGACGUGGAUAAAUUUGUUCAUAUCAUGGAUAGGGUUUCGAAUGGGGGAUUUUUGAGAGGAGAAGAGAGUGAAUUGGGAUGUGAUUGGGUGGAAUUGGAGUGGCUUAAAGCUAAGGGUUAUUAUAGCAUUGAAGCUUUUGUGGCGAAUAGAUUAGAAGUUGCGUUGAGGCUAGCGUGGUUAAAUUGUGGUAAUGGUAAAAAAAGAGGGGUGAAAUUGAAAGAGAAAGUUGCUGCUGCUGGUGCUGCUGCUAAUGUUUUCUUGAGAAAGAAAGGGUGUGUUGAUUGGUGGUUAAAUUUGGAUGAUGAAACCAGGAGGAAAUUUUUCAAUGUGGUUCUUGGAAAAGCUGCAAAAUCAUUGACGUGUGAGAUCCUUAAGGGGGCGAGUGUUGCUCGAGAGGAUGAGAGGUGGUUGUUCGGAUCAGGAGCAGAACAACCAUUGAGGCAUAUUUAUUCUGAAUCACAUCGACAAGCUAUUCUAAAACUCCCAGCUGAUGCAGAGUUUGGUUUGCCUAUUAAAUGUGGUUCCAUGUCUGGGUCCUCCCGGAAAGCUGCUUCUUUGGAGAAUCUAUUUAAUUGCUUAUUUGUGGUUCGAGACAUCGUCAGUUUGAUUUUGCCUGGUGAACAUAGGGCGCGUGAUGUGUCAAAGAUAUUUUUUAGCACCUUGAGUUCUGUGAAUAGCAUUUCUGAUUGUGUAUUAAGAAAAAUACGGGCACUUGUCAUGGUUAUUUCACUUGAGUUCACAAGGCUGGAUCUUCUUGAAGAGGGAGAUAUGAAGCAUUUAACCAAUAAACAAAAGGAAAAGCCUAGCACAGGAAGUCGUAGGAAGAAAGGAAAGACUACUAAAAUGAAAAGGUCAAAUCCUGAUCUGCAAACAGUUGCAAAUAAAUCUUCUGUCAAUAAACCUCUCAAGGAUCUUGAGUAUGCGCAGAUUCAUCCUGAGAUGGUUGACGCAAUGGAGUUCAAUGAGAUGCUUGAUAUACAUCUUGGAAAGGAAAUACAAGGAGGCACAUUGUCUUCAGCAGUUGAAAUGGAACAUUCCCAAGGAUUGGUUCUUGAAAAAAGACGAACUGCUGCAAGGAAAAACAGGAAGGGGAGAACUAAAAAUAAAAGUAGAAAUUCUGACUUUAACAAUUCCAGCGUAAUGAGAAAUCUUGUUCUCUCUUCAGAAAACAUAAGUUUCACUGGCUCUGCUAUUGAAUCCAGUAAGGAGGAAAUUGAUGCCCGAAGCAUUCAUGAAAGUUAUGUCAUUGGCUGCGAUCAAGGCAUAUGUCAAUUAGGCUCGGAGCAUAAGCGGUCCUCAAAUGGCCAGAUUGAGGACAAAAGCAUUUCAUCUAAACCAAAAAGAUCAAAUGUUAAAACAGCAAAAAAUGUCACUUCACAUAUAGUGGACAUGCCUGAACGUGACACUGUUUCCAGCAUCGAAGACAAUACCUAUAAGAAUGAAGAAUCCAAGGGAAGCUUAAAUAAUUCCAACAAAGUGGUCGGAACUCUUAAUGUCACAGAAGAUUCCAUUUUAUUUGAGAGACAGGAAAGUAAAAGAUUUGAUAAGGCCAAAUCGACCAACUCUUCAGGGUACAUUUCAUAUGAGUGGCCUAGUCUAGCUCCUGUCUACUUUUCGUCUAUUACUUCACAUCUUCUUCCUGCUGCUGAUAGAUUGCAUCUGGAUGUUGGUCGUAACUGGCAUAAUCACGUUCGCCAACCUUUUGUUCCUACAAUGCACCAGGCAAGAAAUCCUCCCCUUGAGAGUGGGUAUAACCUGCCACUACCUCGACCAUUGCCAAUGAGUUUGGAUUGGCCCCCAGUGGUAAGGAGCAUUUCUGGAUUGGCUCCCUCCAUGACAUGCAAUUAUGAUUCUGGAUUUAUCUCAAGGUGGCAGUCUGCAUUUUACCAGAGUUUUACUGCUCAUAACGUUCAAUUUACUGCAACGACCGCUGAUGAUGAGAGAAGGUAUUCUGGGGACUUUAUAGACGCACCUGAAUCAGCAAAUGCACAAGAACUAAUGGAGGAAUAUGAAAGUCAUUGGAUAUCAGAGGAAGAAUUGGAAAUGCAUGCAGUUUCUGGGAUAGAUUAUAAUCAAUACUUUGGUGGCGGUGUGAUGUACUGGAAUCCUUCUGAUCAUCCGGGCACUAGUUUUUCUCGACCACCUUCCCUGAGUUCUGAUGAUAGCACGUGGGCCUGUCAUGAAGCUGACAUGAAUAGGACAGUUGAUGACAUGGUUGCCUUCUCUUCUUCUUAUAGUACAAAUGGUUUGGCUUCACCAACUGCUGCGUCAUUUUGUUCUCCAUUUGAUCCUCUAGGACACCAAGCACUUGGUUAUGUUGUAUCCGGAAACGAAGUACCUGGAAAGGUUACGCCAUCUUCAUCAACAGUGACAGACACAACUACAGAGGAGGAGGUAACUGGACCUUUGGCCAAUUUGUUAUGUGAUGCUGAAGGAAAAGUGGGAGAUUCAUUUCCUUACCCUAUUUUGCCUCCUAUCAUAAUUCCAAACAUCUCAAGGGAAAGAUCAAGAUCUGAGUUCAAGCGUAGUCAUAAUCAUAAAAGCCCAUGUGUUCCUCCUUCUAGGAGAGAACAUCCUCGCAUUAAAAGGCCACCAUCACCAGUUGUGCUUUGUGUCCCACGGGCUCCUCGUCCACCUCCACCCUCUCCUGUGAGCGACUCCAGAAAACAUCGAGGUUUUCCGACUGUUAGGUCUGGUAGCUCCAGUCCAAGGCAUUGGAGUAUGAGAGGUUGGUACCAUGAAGGAAAUAGCUCAGAGGAAGCUCGUGUACACGUGAAUGGUACUGAAGUUAUUUUGCCUUCUUGGAGAAACAAAAAUAUUUCAACCCAUCCGAUGAUUAAGCCCCUCCCAGGAAGUCUGCUGCAAGAUCGUCUGAUUGCUAUUUCCCAGCUAGCAUGUGAUCAAGAACAUCUAGAUGUGUCAUUGCCAUUACAACCACCUGAGUUGCAGAACUGUUCGGGAAGGAAGACAUCUCUUUCUUUGAUGCAUAGCCUCCUUCAUGAUGAAAUUGACUUUUUCUGCAAGCAGGUUGCUACAGAAAAUAUGGAUCGGAAGCCUUUUGUUAAUUGGGCAGUCAAGCGGGUUACUCGGUCUCUCCAGGUCUUAUGGCCUAGAUCCAGGACAAAUAUCUUUGGUUCAAAUGCAACUGGACUGUCCCUCCCGACAAGUGAUGUUGACCUUGUCGUUCGUUUGCCUCCAGUGAGGAACUUGGAACCUAUCAAGGAAGCUGGGAUUUUGGAAGGCCGUAAUGGCAUAAAGGAAACCUGUCUUCAGCAUGCAGCUAGGUAUCUUGCCAACCAGGAGUGGGUGAAAAAUGACUCACUGAAGACUGUUGAAAAUACAGCUAUACCAAUCAUUAUGCUUGUGGUGGAGGUCCCCGGUGAUCUGAUCAACUCUGCUGCUUCUAGUAUGCAUUCACCAAAGGAUGAGCCAACUCUUUUGAUUGCUGAAAAUGAAAAUAAUGUUCACCCGGAUACAGUAAGCUCAGAAGAGUCGAGUUCUCCAAAGUGCUUACAAGUUAAUCAUGAUAGUUCUAAGGAUGUGAAAUCAAUUCGUCUUGAUGUCAGCUUCAAGUCUCUAUCGCAUACAGGGCUUCAAACUACAGAAUUGGUAAAAGAUCUUACUGAGUGGUUUCCAGCUACAACACCUCUUGCUUUAGUACUUAAACAGUUCUUGGCAGAUCGUGGCCUUGACCAGUCCUAUUCUGGUGGCUUAAGUUCAUAUUGCUUGGUGCUACUUAUUACACGUUUUCUGCAGCACGAGCAUCAUCUUGGCAGGCCUAUCAAUCAAAAUUGGGGAAGCCUUCUGGUGGAUUUUUUUUACUUUUUUGGGAAUGUGUUUGAUCCUCGCCAAAUGCGCAUCUCAGUGCAGGGAAGUGGAGUAUAUUUGAACAGGGAAAGAGGUUGUAGUAUUGAUCCACUACAUAUUGACGAUCCUCUCUUCCCAACAAAUAAUGUGGGAAGAAACUGUUUUCGGAUACAUCAGUGUAUUAAGGCAUUCUCAGAAGCUCAUUCAGUUUUAGAGAAUGAGCUGACGUCCCUUCAUGACAAGGCUGAUGCAUGUUCAAAGUCUCCAUUUAGGUUGCUUCAGAAAAUCAUACCAAGUAUCAACUCUUUGCUGAGAACCUAAUUAUCUGCAGAGUACUUAUCUGUUUGUAAGCUGUUCGUACUCCAAUUGCAACAUUCAGCGACGAAGUUGAUUCUGAACUACGAAGGAAGUUAUACAGAUGUAAGCAGGCAGCUUAUGGCUGUGCUAAGAAGAUUGUCACUCCAUGCUUUUUGGUCUGCCCGACAAAAAGAGAGCUGCCUGCAUCUUUCAGAAAGCAAUACAUAUUUGCCCGAGUCCAUCCCUGUGGUAAUUUCAUUCAGAAAUCGUCUCACUUCUUCAGCUGUAAUACAACUGCUGAGUAGUUGCGUUAUUGAUUGGGAGGCAAGGUUUUCCUUUUCCAGCUUCUGCAUCGAUCUGAAACUGCUAGUGAAAUAUCGAAAAACGAAAAGAAGAAGGAAUACAGAAGAGAAGAAAGCAAGUUGCAGCCAGCGGACGAAGCAAGUGUUUUUCCGUCCAUCCCAUAUUUGCAGCCUUGGCUCGUGGGAGGAUGAGUUGUGAUGAAGAUGGAGCAUGAGAAUGUAGGAGAUCAAAGGGGUUUUCUGUUCAGUUCGCUCCACGCCCUAAGUUCCCAUAGAAUAAGUGAAAUUAGAACAUGGAUUUUGUCAUUUGCAAGAGUUCUCCAGUAUGCUCCAAUUGCGUGAAACUGGGGUGUGACGAAAUGCAAAUCAAAUGCUUAAUGGAAGGUUGAGUCGGAUAGAAUGUCUAGGAAUAGAAUAUUAGAAUUCCAACAGCAGAGAAGAUGGAAUUGAAAAAUUCAAGAACUGAAGAGAAGUAGUUGUAUUGAUAGAAGAAAAAAAGUAAUUAUAAUGUAUAUAUAAACUCGGAAAUGAACAAAGAAUAGUACUUUUAAUUGUAUAGCAAGAACUGUAAAGUAUGUUAUAAAGACUAUAUAACAAUAUGCUGAUAAUGAAAGCAGAAAUUUUACCGUGAAAA
Messenger RNA from Mercurialis annua (annual mercury), 5651 nucleotides. RefSeq lists its product as uncharacterized. Bases 120 to 4739 code for a protein of 1539 amino acids. The record is from RefSeq and is a predicted model, not a curated record. Gene Ontology annotation, biological process: RNA 3'-end processing. Gene Ontology annotation, cellular component: TRAMP complex; nucleolus. Gene Ontology annotation, molecular function: poly(A) RNA polymerase activity; mRNA binding. Lineage: Eukaryota; Viridiplantae; Streptophyta; Magnoliopsida; Malpighiales; Euphorbiaceae. The transcript has 20 exons.